ACUGCUUCUUUGACCACUACAGCUACCACUGCCCAGAUCCAGGAUAACUGCCAGCCCUACUGAGACCGCUCUUCUCGGACCCCUCUACUCUGCCUCGUACCUCUCUGCCCCUCUCCUUUGAUUAGCAUAUGACCGCAACCAUGGCUGAUAUCAACAAUGGUUAUGAACAGAGGUUUCAGGCAAACGGACACCAUAAAGAGAUUGACCUGAUCAACAGAGACCCUAAGCAAGUUAACGAGGAUAUAGUGAAGGUGGACUUUGAGGAUGUGAUCGCUGAGCCUGAUGGGACUCACAGUCUGGACGGGGUGUGGAAGGCCAGUUACACCACCUUCACUGUGUCCAAGUACUGGUGCUACCGCAUCCUAUCAGGCAUUUUGGGGAUCCCAGUGGCUCUGCUGUGGGGCUUCCUAUUCGCUUGCCUCUCCUUCUGCCACAUCUGGGCCGUUGUGCCAUGCAUUAAAAGCUGUCUGAUCGAGUCCCAGUGUCUGAGCCGUAUCUACUCCCUGGCCAUCCACACCUUCUGUGACCCCUUGUUCGAAGCCCUGGCGAAAAUAUUCUCAAGUGUUCGGGUGGUGCUACGGAAGGAGGUGUAGGGUUCAGAAGCAUGGGAAUGGGACAGGGAGGAAGUGGUUAGGCUGCUCUCCACCCAUUUUUUAGCAGAUGCUCUCAUCUACAGCAACUUACAGUUAGUGCAUUCAUCUUAAGAUAGCUAGCUGAGACAACCACAUAUCAGUUGUAGUACAUUUUACAUCAAUAAAGAAGUUAUCAGCAAAUUCAGUGCUAGU
Salmo salar (Atlantic salmon) is the source of this 785-nucleotide messenger RNA. Its product is annotated as caveolin 3. The record is from RefSeq and is marked provisional. NCBI's taxonomy places the organism in Eukaryota, Metazoa, Chordata, Actinopteri, Salmoniformes, Salmonidae. Gene Ontology annotation, biological process: cell differentiation; caveola assembly; regulation of membrane potential. Gene Ontology annotation, molecular function: transmembrane transporter binding; molecular adaptor activity. Gene Ontology annotation, cellular component: caveola; sarcolemma; focal adhesion.